Molecule: messenger RNA, 2490 nt
Organism: Epinephelus fuscoguttatus (brown-marbled grouper)
Lineage: Eukaryota; Metazoa; Chordata; Actinopteri; Perciformes; Serranidae
Gene: galnt11
Product: UDP-N-acetyl-alpha-D-galactosamine:polypeptide N-acetylgalactosaminyltransferase 11 (GalNAc-T11)
Exons: 12
Coding region: 162-1919 (585 amino acids)
Biological process (GO): regulation of Notch signaling pathway
Cellular component (GO): Golgi apparatus
Molecular function (GO): Notch binding
Source: RefSeq, a predicted model, not a curated record
CUGUGACGUAGACAGACGGAGGGUUUGUGUUGAUGUGCAGCUUCAGUCAGAAGCUCACUGGAGAUCCUGCUGAUUCAAAGCUCGGCGGCUAACUGACUGUGGAGCGGAGGCUACAAGCUGAUGAGCCCAGUGUGAUGUAAGGCGAUGCUCGCUCGGCCACCAUGGCCAGUGUCACGCUGAGGUACUUCUGUUACGGCUGCCUCGUCACCUCGGCGACCUGGUCCAUCCUCCUCUUCCUCUACUUCUCUCUGGGGGCGGAGCCUGGCCAUGGCAGGACCCCCCUGCAGCACCGCAGCCAGCCCAUUACCAAGGGCCUGGCUGUCAGGAGGGUGGGGCGUCGGCCUCUGCCGGCCAAUAAGGGGGUGGAGCUGUCGCCAGAGAUGGGGAUGAUAUUUAACGAAGCAGAUCAGGAAGUGAGGGACACUGGGUACCAUCGACACGCCUUCAACGUCCUCAUCUCCACCAGACUGGGUAACCACCGAGAGCUGCCCGACACCAGAGACUCCCAGUGUAGGGAUAAGGUGUACCCUCUUGCUCUACCUUCUGCCAGCGUAGUGAUCUGUUUCUUCAAUGAGGCGUUCUCUGCCCUGCUGAGGACCGUCCACAGUGUGCUGGACCGAACGCCGGCCUACCUGUUACAUGAGAUCAUCCUGGUUGAUGACCACAGCGAGCUGGAGGAGCUGAAGGAUGACUUGGAUCGGUACGUCAGGGACGAGCUGCAGGACAAAGUCAAACUGGUGAGGAACCAGAGGAGGGAAGGACUCAUCAGAGGACGCAUGAUAGGAGCCUCACAUGCUACUGGUGAGGUGUUGGUCUUCCUGGACAGUCACUGUGAGGUCAACCAAGCAUGGUUGCAGCCUCUGCUGGCUCCCAUCCAGAAGGACCGCCGCACCGUCGUCUGUCCCGUCAUCGACAUCAUCUCAGCCGACACGCUGUCCUACUCGCCCUCGCCCAUCGUCAGGGGAGGCUUCAACUGGGGGCUGCACUUCAAGUGGGACCCCGUCCCCCCAGCCGAGCUCAACGGGCCUGAGGGAGCUGCCGGACCAAUCAGGUCUCCCACCAUGGCAGGGGGUCUGUUUGCCAUGAACAGGAAGUAUUUUAACGAGCUCGGCCAGUACGACGCCGGCAUGGACAUCUGGGGCGGGGAAAAUCUGGAGAUCUCCUUCAGGAUCUGGAUGUGCGGUGGACAGCUGCUCAUCAUCCCGUGCUCCAGAGUCGGACACAUUUUCAGGAAGAGACGUCCAUACGGCUCGCCGGGUGGACAGGACACCAUGGCCCACAAUUCCCUGCGGCUUGCGCACGUAUGGAUGGACGAGUACAAGGAGCAGUAUCUGUCCCUGCGUCCAGAGCUGCGUGAGCGCAGUUAUGGCGACAUCAGCGAGCGCAUGGCGCUAAGGAAGCAGCUGCAGUGUCAUUCGUUCCGCUGGUACCUGGACACCGUCUACCCCGAGAUGCAGACUGCCGCCAACGGCAACAAGCAGCAGCAGCAGCCGCUGUUCAUCAACAAGGGCCUGAGACGUCCCAAAGUCCUGCAGAGAGGACGGCUGCGUAACCUAGCAACCGGGCGUUGUCUGGUCGCCCAAGGCCGAGCCAGUCAGAAGGGCGGAGUUGUCGUCCUGCGGCCGUGUGACCCCCGAGACCCCGAACAGGACUGGGCGUACGACGAGGAGGGUCAGCUGAUCCUGGCAGGUCUUCUGUGUUUGGACGUGUCGGAGGUCAGGACCUUUGACCCGCCCAGACUGAUGAAGUGUCAUGGCUCGGGAGGUUCGCAGCAGUGGAGCCUCGGGAAGUCUAACCGGCUCUACCAGGUCUCCGUUGGCCAGUGUCUCUCCGUCGCCCAGCCAAUUGGGCCCAAGGGUUACGUCUCCAUGGCGAUCUGCGACGCCUCGCAGGCACAGCAGUGGCAGCUGGAGGGCUGAGGACAAUGACAUCACUGCUCUUGAAGUUUUAUUAAGACUGUUGUUUUAGACGUUGGUCUUGUUCUCAGGACGACUUUUAUCAAGCUCAACAUUUUAUUCAUCGUCUUUCUAAAGCUUUCAGACAUUCCAGGUCCAGGAAGGACUGGAAAACACGUCCUGGAAUAUUCUGGAAUAAUUUCAGUGUUGGAGACAGGACUCUUCUGUUGGAGUUCUAGGUCUGGAAAGUCCUGGAGCGAGUCUGUGUGUGAAGCUGUGUGAUGUCAGAGGACAGGUGGAGCUCUGUCUCAUACCUGUGUGAUGUCAGAGGACAGGUGGAGCUCUGUCUCACACCUGUGUGAUGUCAGAGGACAGGUGGACCUCUGUGUCACACCUGUGUGAUGUCAGAGGACAGGUGGAGCUCUGUGUCACACCUGUGUGAUGUCAGAGGACAGGUGGAGCUUUGUGUCACACCUGUGUGAUGUCAGAGAACAGGCGGAGCUCUGUGUCACACCUGUGUGAUGUCAAAGAACAGGCGGAGCUCUGCCUGACAGUUUGUGUCAUUUCAUCAUCAAUAAAUCUUCAACACAACGAA